Molecule: messenger RNA, 840 nt
Organism: Lasiosphaeria miniovina
Lineage: Eukaryota; Fungi; Ascomycota; Sordariomycetes; Sordariales; Lasiosphaeriaceae
Exons: 1
Source: RefSeq, a predicted model, not a curated record
CCCCCCGAAAGCCAUCCGCCACCGUCCCCAAGUGGAGUUAAAGUGUUGCACGAGUGUCCCGAUGCCGUAGUCGAUAUCUGCUUUAUCCACGGUUUAACCGGAGAUCGUGAGAGCACCUGGACCGCCGAAAAGCAACCCAGGCCUUGGCCGGAGACUCUCCUGCCACAAGUAUUGACGAAUGCACGCGUGCUCACGUACGGAUAUGACGUAUAUGUUGUGCGUGGGGAGGCUGCAUUGUUAACUGGGGUGGCCGGCCAUGCCACAGACCUCUUGACCGACUUGUCAACGAAUAGAGAGGGUACCAGUGCUUCGUCUCGUCCUCUCAUCUUCGUCGCCCACGGGCUAGGGGGCCUUAUCUGCAAGUCGGCCAUUCUGCUCUCGAGAAACAAAGCUGAAGAUUCUCUCCAAAGUAUAUUUAACUACACCUUUGGUGUUUUAUUCAUUGGCACUCCUCACAGGGGGUCCUGGAUGGACGACUAUGCCAGCAUAGCAGCUUCGGUUAUUGAUCUCGCCACGCCUAACCACAAGGGGCUCUUGGAUUUCCUCAAGGCUGAUAGUCAACUCCUGGAAUUUAUCCAAGACGACUUCUGGAGCAUGAUACGACAGCUUCGAGAGAACGGCCGAAUCAUUCGGAUCACGUGCGUCUACGAGGAGCUUCCUCUGGAGGCGUUAGGGAAACUCGUGGUGCCCCAGCAAACAGCUACUCAGGAUGGCUACCCGUCAUUGAGCAUACACGCGGAUCAUGUGAAGAUGGUUAGGUUUGGUUCUAUACAAAAUGCUGUACUGAUCAGGCUACUUGGAGAGUUGAGGGGAUGGAUAACGCAAUUCGAGGAUCAGGUA